AUGUUCUCAAAACUUUUAUUACGAUCACAUGUUGCUAAGUGUGAUACCAAAGAAGAAGGCAAGAGCGAUAUAUUGGUUAGAGGUAGACAAAUUCAGAUGCAUGUGCACAAGAAGGCUAGUACAAGAAGAUUAGAUUGGGGGCUUGAGGACCUCAGAGACAUAAUUCAACCUAAGAACUAUGACACAAUAGUCCAAGCCAUCAAUGAAGUUGCUGGUUUUGAUGAAAUGACUGGAGUAUAUAAAGUUGUAUGGACUGCUUACAAUUUAGGAUUACAUAUCAAAGAAGUAACUGUAGUUUUGCUAACAGAAACCAUAAAAAAAGGAAACAAACAGAAACAUGAUGAAGUACGUGACUUGUUAGACCUAAUCAAGAAAACAGUAACAAAAAAUCGAAGUGAACACAAAAGACAUAAGAGAGUUUUACUUCCAACUGUGGAAGAUAUAAGUGCUCUGAUGAAAUAUUUAGCGAAUGGAAGAAAGGUAGCAUACAACUUGUUGAAAUCGAACAAAUCACAAAGCAUGGAAAGAUUUGGCGGGACAUACAUUGAUAUCUCUGCAGUUAUUCAAUUAGACGUGCUGGUGAACUAG
Messenger RNA from Phaedon cochleariae (mustard beetle), 588 nucleotides. NCBI's taxonomy places the organism in Eukaryota, Metazoa, Arthropoda, Insecta, Coleoptera, Chrysomelidae. The record is from the annotation of a GenBank genome assembly.